AAUAAAAAGACCUGCAGGCGACCAAGAUGGCGGACUGAACGUCUGUGGCUCGCUAAAGAAGUUUCACAUUUACGAUCUAACAUUUAUGUAGACUCGCAGAGGUUCGCCUUGUCUAAAACUCACGAAACUAAAGUCGAGUUUGGAGUGACGGAUUGAAGUGAAGUGAAGAUUGAAGACGUGAUAGAAGAUGGACGACUACUGCUACGCUAAGAUGGCGACGUCCGCUAAAAGAGAAAGUGAAAGAGAAUCAGCGCCACCAACGAAAGCUGCAGACAAAGAUGAGCGAGUUGAAGUUUCCAACAACGUCAUUUUGGAGGCUAUCUUAAGCCUUGGAAAGAGCGUCGAUGAGAAAUGUUCCGACUUUUUUAAACAAUUCAAUCAAAUAACCGCCAUGAUUGUUAGCUUGAAGAAGGCAGUGGAGUUCACAUCAGAGGAGAUGAAAGAAUGCAAAAGUCAAAUGAAGAAAGUGGAAGAGCAAAACAAGCGCUUGUGUAAAGAAAAUAAUGAUGUGAAAGAAGAGAUGUUGGGGAAGAGUAAGAGAUGUGAAGAGAAGACUGGACCACAUGUCUACAUCAACGUGCAGAGGAUUGGAGACGUCCAGCAGAUGAUUGGUCAUCCGGACGAACUUCCCCCUCAGUCGCACGGGGAGAGUUCCACUUUAAAGAAGGAGGCUUCCCAGCCCCACCACCCUAAAGGAGAAGAGGAGGAACUCUGGAUCACUCAGGAGGGAGAGUGUCUUCUAGGGACGCAGGAAGCUGAUCUCACCAAGUUGCCACUGACUGUUGUCUCUGUGAAGACUGAAGAUGAUGAAGAGAAACCACAAGUAGACAACCUCUUAGCUCCACUAUCAGAUAGAGAGGCUGGAGACGAGGUUGAAGUAACUUUGAGCAGCGAUACAGACUGUGAAGGUGAUAUGAGGACUCACGCUGACAACAAACACUCGGAAAGUUCUGAAAAGAAGAGAGGUAAAAAACGUUUAAGCUGCUCAGUUUGUGGCAAAAAAUUUGCCCGAAAGAGCCAUUUGGCUGAACACAUGGGAACACACACAGGCGAAAAAACGUUCAGUUGUCAAGUUUGUGGUAAAAGCUUUUCUCUCAAGACCUAUUUGACAAGACACAUGAUAAUGCACGCUGGAGAAAACCCAUUUAAUUGUUCAGUUUGCAGUAAACCUUUUUUUUCCCGGCUGGGUUUGACUCGACACAUAAUGAAACACACCGGAGAAAAACCUUUCAGUUGUUCCGUCUGCGGGAAACGCUUUUCUCAAAGGGGCCAUUUGACUGAACACACGAGAAUCCACACAGGAGAAAAACCAUACAAGUGUUCAAUUUGCGGCAGAAACUUUGCUCGCAGGAACGGUUUGACUGGCCACAUGAGAACGCACACUGGAGAAAAACCAUUUGUUUGUUCAGUUUGCGGUAAAGGCUUUUCCAUCAAGUCCUGCUUGAUAGGACACACGAAAACACACACGAGAGAAAAAACAAUUAAUUGUUGAGUUUGCGGUAAAGCUUUCUUUGCAGACAGUGACACGCGAUGUAGAAAAUAGCAUGCCUGUGUGGUGUAAGAAAGACACAAGAGAGAAAAAACAUUCACCUCUUUGUGUUAAAAGCUUUAAUCAAAUUAGCAUUUUGUCUGAUCAUGUACAGGGGGAAAACCCUUUUAGUUUCUUACUUUUUUUGGAGAGAAAAAAAAUGGUGCAACACAUAAUAAAACAGAUUGGACAAAAGUUCAGUUUGCAGUAAAAGAGUCUCUCUGCAAUAACUGAUGGUACAUAAAAAGGCACAUGAGUGAACCUGGUAUCAUACACUCAACAUUUCAACACUUUUUAGGUGACUUCUCACAUUACACUUUUAUGCUUUGAAGAUCUUUUAGCACAAACCUGACAACUGAAGGAUUAUAUUUUCCUGCGUGUUUCAGCAUGUGUCGGUCGGAUGAAACUUUGCGAGUGCUUUACCUCAAACCGACCAUCUAAAAGAUUGUUUUAAUUCCGCGUGCUAUUUAUUGUGUUACAGUACUUGCCUUCUGGGUUCAUCUCUUGGAGCAAAAUGUUUUUUUUUUUCUGUCAGAGUGAUUCUAAGAACAGCAGCUGCACAACUUUGAUUAGUUGAGAACAACAUGGGUGGGGUUUCCCUCACCUUCCUUUUGGAUCACAGAAGUAAUGAUCAUGAAAUUGUGUUUGUGUUGUGUCAAUGUUGUAUAGUAGUGUUGUACAUGCACACAAAGUGUAAGUCAAUGCUCAACAACACUUUCAUUUGUUUCGAUAUAGAAUUAAGGACUGUCAUGUGACACAAACAUAAGAUUAUUAAGGAGGCAAUGACAAUGUGGUGUCCUCUUUAGAGACAUAAUAUUUUUUUUAAAAAUUUUUCUUUGUAAAUAUCUGUGCUACAACUUUUUUUUAAAUAUACUUCAAAGAAAUUCUGAAUCCAGUUGAUACUACAAUUGCAUGCAAAUCUUAUGUAAUGAGAAGCCAAAUGAAUUAAAUAUGUUUUAAGGCCCCAUAUAAUAAUGUUUGAUAUAGUGAUGACUCAGUCAGUACUAGUGUUAGUGCAGCAGAGGGCGCCAGAGCAAUGAUGUAAUGCUGACUUAAUGGACAUGAGGGAUGUGUGUUGAAGCAACGUAAUUAGAUUAACCAAAAUAGCUGGAAAAAAAAGGAAUGUCACACCCUAGUUUGGGUUGCUCCUUAAAAAUGAAUGUUGAAUCUGAAAAAAAAACAGUUCUUGUGUGGAAUAAAAACUGUUGGAUUCUACCUGAGCUGCCCACCUACCGCUAGAAUCAGCAUGUGCCUCGUGUUUGACGAGUUGAUUUAAUUUGUAAGGUUUGCAGAGCAACUCUGAAGAACACUGGAUAUUUAGAAGGCCAAGCAUUUUGUUCUUUGUUAUGUAUAGAUUUUUUUUGCAUUAUUUUUCUAUCAUCCUGUCAAACA
Entelurus aequoreus (snake pipefish) is the source of this 2920-nucleotide messenger RNA. RefSeq names its product gastrula zinc finger protein XlCGF57.1-like. The transcript is spliced from 2 exons. Gene Ontology annotation, biological process: regulation of transcription by RNA polymerase II. Lineage: Eukaryota; Metazoa; Chordata; Actinopteri; Syngnathiformes; Syngnathidae. The record is from RefSeq and is a predicted model, not a curated record. Gene Ontology annotation, molecular function: DNA-binding transcription factor activity, RNA polymerase II-specific; RNA polymerase II cis-regulatory region sequence-specific DNA binding. Bases 188 to 1492 code for a protein of 434 amino acids.